Molecule: messenger RNA, 1443 nt
Organism: Durio zibethinus
Lineage: Eukaryota; Viridiplantae; Streptophyta; Magnoliopsida; Malvales; Malvaceae
Product: myb family transcription factor IPN2-like
Molecular function (GO): DNA-binding transcription factor activity; DNA binding
Source: RefSeq, a predicted model, not a curated record
GUGGCUUAUUCUUUCUAGUAGUAGUUGAAAAACAACCCAAACCCUCUCUUCUCUUCUUCAAAAACGCACCCUAUUCCCCCCUAUUUGCAUCGCAUUUGUUCUUGAAUCUCUUUCGGUAUUCUCAGAGAAAGAGAAAGUUGUGAGAGAAUGUUCCAACCCAAGAAGCCCUCAACUAUGAAUUCCCAUGAUAGAUCCAUGUGUGUUCAAGGCGACUCUGGUCUUGUGCUCACCACAGACCCCAAGCCUCGCCUGCGUUGGACCGUCGAGCUUCAUGAACGCUUUGUCGAUGCUGUUACUCAGCUUGGAGGACCUGACAAGGCCACACCAAAAACAAUCAUGAGAGUUAUGGGUGUGAAGGGUCUUACACUUUACCACCUCAAGAGCCAUCUCCAGAAAUUCAGGCUUGGAAAGCAACCUCACAAGGAAUUCAAUGAUCACUCUAUAAAAGAAGAUCUUCAAAGAAAUGCUGCAUCUUCCUCUGGCAUGAUGGCUCGUAGCAUGAACGAGAUGCAAAUGGAAGUGCAGAGAAGACUUCAUGAGCAAUUGGAGGUGCAAAGACACCUUCAAUUGAGGAUUGAGGCUCAAGGCAAGUAUAUGCAGUCCAUUUUGGAAAAGGCUUGUCAAACCCUAGCUGGCGAAAACUUGGCUGCAGGAGGCUAUAAGGGUAUAGGAAAUCAAGACAUGGGAGCUAUGAAAGAUUUCGGUCCUCUCAACUUCCCACCAUUCCAAGACCUCAAUAUUUAUGGAGGUGAUCAACUUGAUCUUCAACACAACAUGGACAGACCGUCACUUGAUGGUUUCAUGCCCAAUAAUGAUAACAUUUGCCUUGGAAAGAAGAGGCCUAGCCCUUAUGGUGGUAGCGGGAAGAGUCCUUUGAUGUGGUCUGAUGAGCUCCGUCUGCAGGACUUGGGAACAGCUCCAUCAUGUCUAGGACCUCAAGAUGAUCCUUUCAAAACUGACAUUGCACCGCCUUCUAUUGAUAUAAAUACUGAUUUGGAUUCUAUAUCAGAGAUUUACGAAGCAAAGCCGGUGCUAUCCAGCGAUGGCAUGGGUGAAAAGAAGUUUGAAGCAUCGCCUAAGCUGGAAAGGCCACCGUCAAGAAGAGCAGCAGUUCAGACAGAGAGGAUGAACCCUAUGAUAAAUAGUGGUAGUGUGGCGCAAGGGAGAAAUUCACCAUUUGGAUGAUCAGUUGCUAACAGUUGACUUAUUAGAUCGUAAGUGACUUAAGAUCUUAUGAAUUAUGCUCUGAUAUUUUCAUUAGGGUUUUAGAAAAUUAUAAUUACUAUAGGGUUUUGUCUUAGAUAUAUGAUAAUGCAUGCCAUGCAUAUAUAUAUAUAUAUAUAUGUAUGCAGUGCAAUCUUUAUUAGUUAAACUUAAUUGUUAUGAGUUUAGUACAUCAAUUUGUACUUCCCCAUGAUCCUUAAUAUUAUAUGGCAUUGAUAA